AUGUCCAGUCAUAGACGUGAGGUCGCGGGCCGCACGAUGUGGUUUGAGGGCGAGCAACCACCGCCUGUCCAAACACCGGAGGUGCGCACAAACGUCCAUUCCGACACGGUAUUGGCCGAGCCCUCCAACAAUUUCGGAUCGAAGACGUCCUCGUGCGAACCCACAUACACCCCUCGUGAAAUUCCGACGAACAACCCGUGGCAGACAUACAAACCAUGUGCUCGCAUCGUCUACGGAGAACACAUGGUUCUGGCCCAGCAUCGACAACGUAAAGCGGAAUUUGUUCAUAUUCAGGAUGAUGGCACGGAACGACCAAUCGUAAGUUCUUGGGUUCAAGCACUGGAUCAAAACGCCCACCGCAGCUUCCGCCGCCUUGUGGAUGUCAUGCAGCAUCACCAGCGCUACUUUUUGAUAUGGGAGCCGAUUGAAUUUUCCGUCAGUGAGGUUCUGGCAUCAACGUGCGAGAUCUCAGAGAGUGAGAUAGUGCAGAUUAUCAGGCCCGUCCUGGAGGGUAUUGCGUUCCUUCACAACCAGGGCAGGGUCCUGCAGAGCCUGACACCUCGAGACAUACUCAUAACUGCAAGCGGCGAAGUCAAGAUCGCCGGCGUGGAGCACAGCCGCGAGUGCGGCACUUCCCCAUCUGAUGCAGCAGCUUCGCAACUGGCUCCACUCGUGACGAUUGCCACGGAACUGAUGAAGAAGAAUAGGGCCGCUUUCCCCUGGAGUUCGCAUGCACAGAAUUUCUCGACAAUAGCGAUUGACAACCCGUUCGUGAAUCCUGUGGACGCGCUGUUAAGUGUAGGUUGCCCGUACGUUUCAGUCGCCAUGCCGCAAGCAUGCUGGUUUCCCAGCAUUCUUUUCUUCGGCCUUCAACAGGCGAAGAAGGGCUUCAGGUCCUCAUCAGUGUAG
Messenger RNA from Aspergillus melleus, 909 nucleotides. RefSeq lists its product as uncharacterized. The transcript is spliced from 3 exons. NCBI's taxonomy places the organism in Eukaryota, Fungi, Ascomycota, Eurotiomycetes, Eurotiales, Aspergillaceae. Bases 1 to 909 code for a protein of 302 amino acids. Gene Ontology annotation, biological process: protein phosphorylation. The record is from RefSeq and is a predicted model, not a curated record. Gene Ontology annotation, molecular function: ATP binding; protein kinase activity.